GGUGGGCUCAGGCUCUCGCGCUCCCUUUUCCCUCCCCUUCCCUUCGGGGAGCCAGGGCUGAGUGCCGGGCUUGGGGCGCCCCCUCGGCCCCGGCUGCCGCGCCGUUAGCUUCGGGGCGGGAAGGAAAGGCCAGGAAAAGAGGAGGAGGAGGAGAAGGAGGAAGAAGAGAAAGAAACAGGGGAGGAAAAGGAGGAGGAGGAGGGAGCCGGGGCGCGGGAGGGCCGCGCGCUCUCCAUACUCCCCGCCCCCCCCUUCCUCCAGCCCCUGCGGCCGCCGCUGGUCCCGGGGCUCGGCCAGCUCCGUGCCGCUGCCCGCACUAUGCAUGCGGACUGCAGGCCGGGAUGGAGAUCCGGGGAUUGGUGAGAACCCAGCGCAGCUUGUUGUCGUCGCUUCCCCAGGUCUGGGUCUCGGUCCGAGUCCCAGCCCGGGCGGCCGCCUUUUUCAUCUCCCCCUCUUAUUCCUCCUCCUCUUCUUUUUCCACCCCACUCUUUAUCCUCCUGGUACUUCUGCUGCUGCUUGAAGACACCGGAGCCCAACAAGGUGAUGGAUGUGGACACACUGUAUUAGGUCCUGAAAGUGGAACUUUUACAUCGAUAAACUACCCACAUUCCUAUCCUAACAGCACAGUUUGUGAGUGGGAGAUCCGCGUGAAGACAGGGGAGAGAGUACACAUCAAAUUUGGUGACUUUGACAUAGAAGAUUCAGAUUCUUGUCACUUUAAUUAUUUGAGAGUUUACAAUGGAAUUGGACUCAGCAGAACUGAGAUAGGCAAAUACUGUGGUCUGGGAUUGCAAAUGAACCAUUCGAUUGAAUCAAAAAGCAAUGAAAUGACAGUACUAUUCAUGAGUGGAACCCACGUUUCUGGACGAGGAUUUUUGGCCUCCUACUCGGUUAUAAAUAAACCAGAUUUAAUUACUUGCUUGGAUACUGCAACUAAUUUUUUAGAGCCAGAGUUCAGUAAGUACUGUCCAGCAGGCUGCCUCAUUCCUUUUGCUGAGAUAUCUGGAACUAUUCCUCAUGGAUAUAGAGAUUCAUCUUCACUUUGCAUGGCUGGUAUACAUGCAGGAGUUGUGUCCAAUAAUCUGGGUGGCCAGAUCAGUGUUGUAAUCAGCAAAGGUAUACCCUACUAUGAAAGUUCUUUGGCUAAUAACGUCACAUCUGUAGUGGGGCAGUUGUCUGCAAGUCUGUUUACCUUUAAAACUAGUGGCUGUUAUGGAACCCUGGGAAUGGAAUCUGGAGUUAUCUCUGAUUUUCAGAUAACCUCAUCAUCUGUGUGGAUGGACUACACAGAACAGCAGAAUAGUUGGAAACCUGAAAAGGCUAGACUAAAAAAACCUGGAACCUCUUGGGCUGCUAAUGACAUGAAUAAAUAUCAGUGGUUACAGAUAGAUAUGAACAAGGAAAAGAAAAUAACAGGCAUUAUAACCACUGGAUCCACCAUGAUAGAACACAACUACUAUGUGUCUGCCUAUAGAAUUCUAUAUAGUGAUGAUGCACAGAAAUGGACAGUGUAUAGAGAACCUGGUAUUGAGCAAGAUAAGGUAUUUCAAGGAAAUACAGACUAUUACCAGGAUGUACGCAAUAACUUCAUCCCACCCAUUAUAGCACGUUUUGUUAGAAUUAAUCCAGUACAGUGGCAGCAAAAAAUUGCUAUGAAAGUGGAAUUGCUUGGAUGUCAGUUUAUUCCUAUAGGUCGUGCUCCAAAACUAACUCAGCCACCAUUUUCCCGGAACAACAAUGAGAUAAGAAACACAACAUUCACUUCAUAUGUAGCCAAAGGUCGUGCUCCAAAAUUCAAUCGACCACCACCUCGCCAUGGCAUUACUCUUCAAACUGAUCAAACAACAAUGACUCCAGAUAUCAAAAACACUACAGUAACUCCAAAUUUAACCAAAGAUGUAGCAUUGGCUGCUGUCCUAGUCCCUGUUCUGGUCAUGGUCCUCACUACCCUUAUCCUUAUCUUGGUUUGUGGUUGGCAUUGGAGAAACAGAAAGAAAAAAACAGAAGGAACAUAUGACUUACCGUAUUGGGAUCGUGCAGGUUGGUGGAAAGGAAUGAAGCAGUUUUUCCCAGCCAAAUCACUGGAACACGAGGAAACUCCUGUUCGCUAUAGCAGCAGCGAAGUUAGUCACUUGAGACCAAGAGAAGUCACAUCCGUGCUCCAGACUGAAACUGCAGAGUACGCGCAGCCAUUGGUGGGAGGCAUCGGGACGCUCCAUCAGAGAUCAACCUUCAAGCCAGAAGAAGGAAAAGAAGCGGGCUACGCAGACCUCGAUCCUUACAAUGCUCCGGUGCCAGAAGUGUACCACGCCUAUGCGGAGCCGCUGCCCAUUACGGGGCCCGAGUACGCCACACCGAUAGUCAUGGACAUGUCGGCACACCCCGCAGCCUCGGGCGCAGCCCCCUCUACGUCCACCUUCAAGGCUCCGGGGAACAAAGCCCCGCCUUUAGUGGGGACUUACAACAGCCUCUCUCGCACUGACAGCGGCCCUGUGGCCCGGGCAGAGUACGACACGCCCAAAGGAGGGAAACCAGGCCUGAGUGCCCCGGACGAAACGAUGUACCAGGUACCCCAGGGCACUCUUCACACGGCCGGAAGCAAAGGGGAAGUGUCAGGGGCAGGGAGGGAAGGGGAAGGGGACAUGUUUAAAGAAGUCCUUUGAAGCGGAUGCCCCUUUCCCAAAGCGUCGUUUUUAAAGCACAUGGAAUUUUUUGUACUAGUCAUGAUAAUAUAUGAAAAAGUCUUAUCCGUAUCUGUCCCUGAGAUGAUUGAGGGGAAAUACUGAAACUGAGGUACAGGAAACUACUCAUCUGGCCAUUUUGCUUGGAAGGUUUUAUACAGGCCACAACAGCGGCUUCCCUAUUCGUGAUGUCAUGUCCUUGUUUUGUUACUACUGUAAAACACGAUAUUCUUUAUGUCAUGAGAGCUCCUUCGAUGCACUUCAAAGAGUUGAAAAAUCACUGAGAUGAAAUAUUUAUUACUGAUGCUGCAGUACUUUAAUGACCUUAAAGUCUUACUAGCAAUUGCUAAUGGUACCGUUACAGGGAAUGGCUUGAAGUUCUGAAGCUCCCCACGCAGAGGUGGAUUGAUCUUCUUUCUCGUACCCACCGUAUCAUUUUUUGUGUUUAUUUUUUAAGGUGUAAACCUGUCCUACCUACAAAUUGCUCGUAGUUGCUAUCCGGUAGAUCAAAAUCUUUAGUGAGAUAAAGAAUCGACAGCUUUAAAAACUUCAUGGCCAAUGAUAGAAUUUAUCGCCCUUGCUCACACUUGCCAGGUACUCCCCCCCUCCUUCGUUUGGCCCCAAACCUUAGUUGUCAGUCUCCUUGCAUAUGCUACGGGCUCUGCCUGGGCAGCAGCUCUUCCCCCCACUUGUAUUUUCAGUGGCUCCAAAGUGUGUGUAAGUGAACCUGCGCAGCGUGUCAGAAGAAGAAUGAAAGCUGUGACGAGAGCUUGUAGGACCCCAGCUGAUAGUUGUCAUCAGAAUGAAAUACCUCCACACAGACCACCACUUGGAAAUAAUACGUUUUAAGUCAUCUGGUGAAAAGGUGCAUUUUUAGGACUAUGGCGCAUCAAUCAUCUCUCCUAGAGUAUUUUUUUUUCAGUUUGGUUAAUGAUUCUAAACUGAUUUUUUUAAUGUAGAAUAUGACAUUCUAUAGCACCCUCUAACAAAUACAACACUUUCCAGGCCCUUCCUGCCCUGCUGCAACAUGAAGGGAAGUUUCAGGAUAACUUACCAUGGGAGAUGUGGGGUGUCCCAGAAGUCUGAGUGCACUUCUAAGGUGUUUGGCAUCUUGAAAUAGCUUGGAACUGUUCUUGGACCUUUGGGACUCUGUAUAUCUCUUUAUAGAAUUGUGUGCCACAGCUAAUCCGAUAAAAAUUUAUCUGAAUAGUUAUGCUAUUUCCUCCCCUUGUAGCACAUGUUCUUUACUUGAAGCCAAGGCUCAGACUGGCUGGGGACAACAGAAGUCAUCUUUAAGUUUUGUUUCUGGCCCAGACGAGGAGUCCUUCCAAUGUUUUUGUUCAUCUGACUAGCUGAAUGACUUGGUAAAAGUAGAAGGCAGCCCCAUUUCUUUCUCUCUCACCUUCUGUCUCAUUCUCUUUUGUGUGAGCCUGGCUUUGCGAUUCAGCUUUUGGCUUUAAAAGAUGUUGCUUUCACCUCAUCAGAGUCAUCCUAUCAGGUCAGCAGAACCUGACUAGUGAAGUUGCUCAGCUUUCGGGGGUAAGUUUCCAAAUAUUUGAGCAGUAAGAUUGUGGUUACCACAAGUUUUGUUUUAAGGCAGCCUGGCCUACUGAAUAAAUGAUUCCUUGAGACUAGGAGGGUCUGGGUUUCAGUCCUGCCUCUGACACACUGGCUGUGUGACCCUAAACAAGUCUCUUAACAUUUUUGUUCCAUGACAGCUCCCUGGCUCCAGUGAAUGCCAAGACUUAUAAGGUACAAAGCAGUUUCCAUCUCAUUGGUGUCAGAGAGUUUCCUUACCCACCUAUACAGAUGAAAUCAAAGGUUCAGACCAAAAAGGAAACAUAUUACACUUGUUCUUGAAUUAAAAGUUUACUUUCUUAUCUUCUCUACCUUCAUUUUUUAGCUUUAAUUAAAUUAUUGUUGUCAUAGCAAAAGCAUAAGGUAAAAUUUAUUUAUUUUUAACUUGAGAUACCAAAAUAGAACUUGGGCAUAUUUCGAGUACAAAGCACAGAUGUUGGUAAACAUCAAUAUAAAUAUGUCUAAAUGUGACUGAAUUAAGUCAGCCCUUUUUAGGCAGAAAAAAUGAAUGCACCACUACUUAGUCCUUUUUGUCAUAGAUAUAAAGGAGAGAUUCAUUUCUAGAACUGUGCACCUAGUAGAACCUUUUAGGGAUACAUGUUGAAUUAUUAAACUGGUCAGUGGUUUCCUUGGUACUUUUCCUCAUUGUAAUGAGAUAACACAUAUGAUUUUUGUUUUGUUUUAUUUCUCUGAGAGCAUACAGGGAAACAAAAGAACCGUGUUUUUAUAUUUUAGAUUUUAAGACUUGACUUAUUGAAAAUUUUUUAAAGAUUUGUUUCACAUUUUCCAGUUUGCUGUCCUCAAAGUAACUAUGAGGUAAUUAAUGUCUCUUUGGGGUAUCUAAACACUUUUUGUAUUGUGUUUUGGUUGUUACUGCAAGAGCUGAGCUUGAUCCACAACUUAAGGUAGUAGAGGUACAUUUAGAUAAUUUAAAAUCAGAUGAAUUUUCCCUUAUCUGUUAUGUGUUAUGUCUACAUCUAUAUGUGCCUUUGAGACAAUCAAGCAGCAACUGAAAAUGUGAACACACAGAACCAUUUUUGGCCAGCCACCUUUUGGAUUUCUUAUUCAAUAUGUUUACUUAUAAGUUUUAAUUACUUAAUGUUUUGUUUGAAUUUUGUCACUUUUCCAUGAAGACUGAGACUGUGUGAAUUUGAUUAUAGACAUAGAAUCUAAUAACUACUGGUGGACUAGAAUACUAAAUGUUGGUCAAAUUGUUUGACAUAACCACAUUGACUUAGCUAUUACUUGAUCUCUUAAGAACCAGCAUGGUAAAAGCCAAAAUUUUGUAAAUUCUACUAUUCAGUGCUAUAAAUCCACAUGGGAUCCUUUUCUUUAUGCAGGACCUAAUUUAAUCCAGGUCAGUCCACAUUUCACUGUUUGCACUUUUCACUUAAAAAUGGGUUACUGAACUGAUGAAGAAUAUCUUCAAAAAAAGGAUCUGUGACAGAAUCAAAAAGUUCAAUGGUCAGGGUGUGUUGGUGCUUUGGCUUUUCUGACUGAGGUGAAUGAAUUCUUUUGAUUUAAACUUGAGCCCUAUUAAUUAUAUUGCCUGAACAAACAAGUUAUUUGGAAACUGAAUUAUCUGGAAGGAAGGUGGUGCAUUCUGUAUAUGGGUUACCAUUAGAGAGAACUAAAAACUUAUGGGAAAACACACCCAUCUAGAUAAUUCUGUCCUUGUCUUUAGUCUGGGUUUAAGAUGAAAUCCUUUAACAGCAACAAUCUUAAGAAUUGGACACCACUGUUUAGGUGGCAUAAUUUUUAGGUCUGCUUUGGCACCAUUUCCUAUUCAUUUUUAUUUGUGCCAAAUUAUGUUUUCUCUUUUGACACUGAGAACGGUGGAAGCAAAAUGUUCUUUGAGAUAUUUUGGGGGGAAUGAGAAUGGUUUGAGGAUCAGUGAUAAUUCUGCCAGAAUGUACUUUUCUUACCUCAGCUUGGACUUGUAGUCACUCUGUAUUUGUAUAUGUUGCUAGAAUUUAGAUUGUAUAAAUAGAAUUCUAUGUGUUUAUGUUGUUUUUAAUAAAUUAUGUACAUAUCAUGCUCAA
This is a messenger RNA of Monodelphis domestica (gray short-tailed opossum), 6301 nucleotides long. Lineage: Eukaryota; Metazoa; Chordata; Mammalia; Didelphimorphia; Didelphidae. The record is from RefSeq and is a predicted model, not a curated record.